UGCACUAUAAAUAUGCAUUAUUUGAAACAGUUCGGUAUCAAUUAAGAAACUUCAGUGAUCUUACAAACAUCUUCAACAAUUCAAACAACUAUACGAAAAUGUUCGAAAAAGUCGUCAUCUUUACUUUGGCAACACUAUGUGUGAUUGUUUGGUCAUACCCAAUGGAACCAGAACAACAAAUACACGAAUUAAGACGUGAACGUCGUUCUCCAUUUGGAGCAUUUGGAUCCCGAAAUAACUUUCCAGGUGGUGGACAUUCACAAACUGGAGGCUUCCAACAUGGGCCAUUCAGUGCUUCUGUCUCACAAGGUUUCAAUCAUCGAGGAAUUGGAGGUCCUCAAACCUUUGGUGCAGGUGCUAAUUUCGCUAAUCCAAAUACUGGAAGUGGUGUAAACUUCGGUGCAAGUAAAACACCGUCAUUCGGUGGUUCUGCAACAGCUGGUGGUUCAUUAAAUUUACAUCAUACUCCAAAUGGUAAUUGGAACGCUGUAGGACAACAUACUCAACAUUAUGAUAAAAAUUGGAAUCGUCUUGGGCAUUCAAAUUAUGGUGGAAUUCAAUAUCAAAAUAAAGAUACUAGUUUUGGAGCUGGUGCAACACGUAAUGCACCAAUUUAUGGUAAACAUAAUACAGAGUAUGGUGUGAAUUUUGAGAAGAGAUUUUAGGAAAAUUAAACAUUAUCUCCAAUUUCCAA
Messenger RNA from Chrysoperla carnea, 694 nucleotides. Its product is annotated as nucleoporin NUP49/NSP49-like. The coding region runs from base 99 to 665 and encodes 188 amino acids. The record is from RefSeq and is a predicted model, not a curated record. The transcript is spliced from 4 exons. Lineage: Eukaryota; Metazoa; Arthropoda; Insecta; Neuroptera; Chrysopidae.